This is a messenger RNA of Ilex paraguariensis (yerba mate), 573 nucleotides long. The record is from the annotation of a GenBank genome assembly. NCBI's taxonomy places the organism in Eukaryota, Viridiplantae, Streptophyta, Magnoliopsida, Aquifoliales, Aquifoliaceae.
AUGGAUCUUCAUGCUCUUGGAGUCUCUUACAAGAUCAAGAGGCUGAAGCAGCAACUACUUAUGCUUGAAAGGUUGACAGGAAAGCAAGAAAGUUAUGAAGAUAGUGAAAGCAACGAUUAUGGGCACAUUGGGAUGAGAGGAUUCUAUACACUAAUGUCUUUGCUGAAUAAACAAGUCAGCCGGUAUCAGUCCCUCCAAGGAAAGACUGAUGAGCUUUGCAAGCGGAUGCAUGAGAAUGAUCUGGAUGUGAACCGUGGAGGUUCCAGUAUUGCAAGGAAAAAGGAAGAAACUAAAAUUCUGGAGCACUUUCUUGAGGAAACAUUUCAGUUGCAAAGAUAUAUAGUUGCAACAGGUCAGAAAUGGGCAGAAAUACAAUCCAAGAUUGCUUCUGGGUUUGUUGGGGUUACAGAAGAGCUUGACAAGCCUGCCAACUUUGACAUGACGCGUUUUGCUGAUAAUAUUAGAACACUCUUCAGAGAAGUUCAAAGGGGUAUUGACGUUCGGAUAGCUCGAAUAAUUGGGGAUCUCGAGGGGACCCUGGCCCGUGAAGGGAUGAUGCAUCUGAGGAAAUAA